Messenger RNA from Schistocerca gregaria, 1961 nucleotides. RefSeq names its product pre-mRNA-splicing factor SYF2. Gene Ontology annotation, cellular component: post-mRNA release spliceosomal complex; Prp19 complex; catalytic step 2 spliceosome. NCBI's taxonomy places the organism in Eukaryota, Metazoa, Arthropoda, Insecta, Orthoptera, Acrididae. The record is from RefSeq and is a predicted model, not a curated record. Bases 230 to 925 code for a protein of 231 amino acids. The transcript is spliced from 6 exons.
ACUAUGGUCGCAGAAAAUCACAAUAAUGGGCAGCAGUGUCACUUCUGUUGUUAUAGGUUGUACGGGGUCUAUGAACAUCAAUCAAUACACUCACUGCGAUAAUUUUGUGUCAUAUUCUGGGUUCGAAAGGUUACUUUGUGAACCCGGAACAUUAAAAAAAAUUCAAACAUAUCGCAGCGAGUGUAUCGAUUAAUGUUCACAGCCGCUCGUGAUUCAUCCACUAUCCAGUAUGAGUAUAAAAAUGGCUGCAGCUUCGGGAACGAUGUCAUUUCAGGAGAAACAAGCAGAGAGAAUGAAGAAACUGAGAGAGCUUCACAGUAAAAGGAAUGAAGCACGCCAGUUGAAUCACCAAGAAGUAGUGGAAGAAGACAAGCGCAACAACCUCCCAACCAAUUGGGAAGCAAGGAAACGAAGAGCGGAGUGGAUUUUAAAUGAUGAAAAGAAAAGAAGAGAGGCUGAAGAAGGUGGUCAGGAUUAUGAUCGUGUGAAACUUCUCAACAUUGGAGCUUCGGAGGCUGAAAUACUUGAAAAAAAGAAGAAGAAGAAAAAUCCUGAUACAGGUUUUGCAGACUAUGAGCAAGCUACUAUCAGGCAGUACAACCGACUAGUAAAAAAUCUGAAACCAGAUAUGGAACACUACAGUCGACAACGUGAAAAACUUGGAGAGGCUUUCUAUGGCAGCAGAAACACAAUUCUGCAUGGCUUGCAGGAAGACACGAAAGAUGGAAUUGAUAGAAUGGUUGAAGAUUUGGAAAAACAGAUUGCCAAGAGGGAAAAAUACAGCCGUCGCCGCACCCACAAUGAUGAUGCUGAUAUCGAUUACAUCAAUGAACGUAACAUGAAUUUCAACAAGAAGUUGGAACGGUUCUAUGGUGAACACACAACAGAAAUUAAACAAAAUCUUGAGCGAGGAACAGCUGUUUGAGUGUUUCUGAAAUACUAUUUCCAUCCAAAACUGUGUCACCUUACUCGGAACUCCUCAGCUGUUUGUUGUCAAAAACAAAUAUUUUCGUGAAUUCAGAUUGACUGAUCGAAGAGUAAUUAAGUGGCUCCUUCUUAACCAUUCAGGAUAAAAGGAGAUACUGUAAAAAUAUAUAUGUAAAAUAGUGAUAAGUGCUGUACAAAUACAAAUUCCAGGUGGGAAUUUUUAUCUGGAAAAUAAAUGUACAUAGUGACACCAUGCCGAUCCUUAUUUCUCUUCCAUCUUUUUUUCUCCUCUAACAUACAGCAUUGGUGUAAAUGAGAUAUUUGUCCUGUUGGGAAUUUUUUUAGCUGUUUUAAUUAAUUCACUAAAGAACUUGGUUGCAGAUUUUGUUUGAAAUGACUACUUCUUCAUUGUAUUGAUUUUUUACAUGUUCAAAGAAACAGAAAAUAAUUAACUUAAUACUAUUGCUUUCUAACCUCUUGAUAAUUUUUGUGCGGAGUUAGGAGAAACGUAUUUUACUUUGCUCGAAUCGUUAAAAUUUUUUGUAAUCUGUUUCAGUGCUCAUAAAAUUUUGGUUCUAGUUAAAUAAAGUUAUUUCAGAAAACGAAUUAUAUUAGUUUCCGUUUAUAUCCAUACCUGAGCAGUCAAUGUGUCUGCCUGUGACACAGAGGGUUGGCAGAUCACUCUGCCUUGGGACAGUGGAGCAGCAGAAACAGUAUUUGCACCAUAUGCAUUUUGCUUCUGUUUAUUAUGAAGUGCUACCCAUUGUGAUUUGUAUUUAUACUUCUCAGAGGGUAACAGCGUAUUAUGAGUUUACUUUCUGUAUUUACAUUUCACUAUGACAAGUUACUGUAUUGAUGGAAAUACAUUUAUAUUUACUGACAAAUCAUGCUGUGCUGAAAUUAUUUAUAAUGGUGAAGCAAACUCAGAAAAUAUGUGGAACAUUGUAAUAUAUCUGUAUAGGAAGUAUCAUUGACAUAAAUUAGAAUUAACAAUGCUCAAUAAUAAAUAAAAAUCAAGUGUGCAGGACACAAUA